Messenger RNA from Andrographis paniculata, 974 nucleotides. Its product is annotated as DAG protein, chloroplastic. Bases 36 to 716 code for a protein of 226 amino acids. The transcript has 5 exons. Gene Ontology annotation, cellular component: chloroplast. NCBI's taxonomy places the organism in Eukaryota, Viridiplantae, Streptophyta, Magnoliopsida, Lamiales, Acanthaceae. The record is from RefSeq and is a predicted model, not a curated record. Gene Ontology annotation, biological process: chloroplast RNA modification; cytidine to uridine editing.
CCCUUCAUUUUCGUCGUCUUCCUCACAGUAGAGCUAUGGCGACUCUGAACCUCUCGGUACUUCCCAAAACCCUAACGCCAGUCACUAGAAAUCUGAGUACUCUUCUUUCGUUUCCUUCGUCAUCUGUUCUGUCCUUCGUCCCGUGCGUAUCUCCUAGCUCGAUUAGGUCAACAAGUGUGAAUUUGUCGGCCACGAAGGCGCUGGCCAAUGGGGAUUACUCCUCGAGAAGAAACAGCGGUAGUGAGGAGAGGGAGACGAUAAUGCUGCCCGGUUGUGAUUACAAUCACUGGCUCAUUGUCAUGGAGUUCCCCAAAGACCCUCCUCCCACCAGGGAACAGAUGAUUGACACCUACCUCAACACUCUCGCCACGGUUCUUGGCAGCAUGGAAGAAGCAAAGAAGAAUAUGUAUGCAUUUAGCACCACUACAUACACAGGGUUCCAGUGCACUGUGUCUGAAGAAACAUCAGAGAAAUUUAAGGGUCUCCCUGGUGUUUUAUGGGUCUUGCCUGAUUCAUACAUAGAUGUCAAGAACAAGGAUUAUGGAGGAGAUAAGUACAUUAAUGGAGAGAUAAUUCCUUGCCAGUACCCUACGUAUCAACCAAAGCAAUCUAAAAGUCCGAGAAGCAAGAGCAAAGCUUAUGUAAGGCAGCGAGAUGGCCCUCCUGCCGAACGAAGAAAACCAAGAGAUCAAGCCACUCCAGAAUCGGCCUCUUGAUUAUCUCUAUGUAAUGUUGCAGAUGGUGUCAUCAGUUCCAAACUGUGGAUAGUGUUCUUACCUUGGUCAGUUUUCAAAAGACUGGGAACCAUUAGCCAAUCCCAUAUAUCAAGAUUGUAUAACCAGAGGAGCUCUACAGCCAUGGAGAGAGUUUAAUAGUUACACUGCUGUCUGAAUAUGUAAUCUGGAAGUGCCAGUGAUGUUCUACUAGCUAGAAUUUCUCAAACAAGAUUACCAUCAAUGUCACAGAUGAAUUUA